Messenger RNA from Fimicolochytrium jonesii, 1792 nucleotides. RefSeq lists its product as uncharacterized. The coding region runs from base 381 to 1550 and encodes 389 amino acids. NCBI's taxonomy places the organism in Eukaryota, Fungi, Chytridiomycota, Chytridiomycetes, Spizellomycetales, Powellomycetaceae. The record is from RefSeq and is a predicted model, not a curated record. The transcript has 2 exons.
CUGAAACACCUCGGAUGCGGCCAAGAAAAUAAACCCCUUCCGGCACGAUGCGGCCAAGAUUUUUUUAUAACAUUUGGGCAAGGUUGGGUGUGAGUUGCGUCUCGUUGAAAGUCGGAACCAGCGAGAUACGCUUGGCACUCGGGCCCAGAACCCCGGCACAUCGAUAUGCGUUGGUUGGCUGCACUCGUCGCCCGGAAUGAGGGCCCGCCUUUCCUGUGGGAUGGGUUGGUAAAUGUUUCGGAGGGGAUUGUAUACGCUUCUCUUCACCGACGGACCCGCCUAACGGGAGUUCUGUACCGGAAGGAAAACCUCGCCGAGAAGCGUUGCCGUUGUUGGGAUGCCGUUUUGUUGGUGGCGGGAAAGAGAGUGUACCUCACCGGAUGCAACGUAUAAAAGGCGAGCGUAUGUUCGAGAUCACCAACAUCCCACCCCUCUUUGGAACAACCACCCGCACAAGAACAUCAGCCAUGCACUUCCGUCUCUCCACCAUCCUUCUCGCGGCCACGGCCAUCACCUCCGCCCUUGCGGCUUCAUCCGAAGGUCAUUCCCACGGCAACAACGGCGUCGGCCGCGCGAUCGCGCAGCUGAAGGGAAACGCCAACGCCACCGCCGUCGGAGCGACCGCCAACAAGAAGGCUGGCAAGCAGCAAAACAAGGCUGCCAAGCUCGAAAGGACUGCUGCUCAGAAGGCCCGCAAGGCUAGGAAGGCCGCGGCGAAGAAGGCGAAGAAGGCCGGAAAGAAAGGCAAGAAGGGAAACAAGAAUAACACUGCAUCUGCCUCGGCCACGGCUGCUGCUGAGACUAGCGCUGCUGAGGCUACAGCUGUUGAGAGCAGCGCCGCUGAGACCAGCGUUGCCGAGGACACUGCGUCGGCGACCGAAGGUGCUGAGGCUACUGCUACCGUCGAUGACUCGGCUGCCACCGCUACUGUUGAUGAUUCAGCUGCCACCGCUACCGUCGAUGACUCGGCUGCCACCGCUACCGUCGAUGACUCCGCUGCCACCGCGACGGUUGAUGAUUCGGCUGCCACCGCGACAGUUGAUGACUCGGGAGCCGCCGCGACGGAAGUUGCCAGCGAGACCGUCGAUGACUCCGCGGCUACUGCUACGGUCGAUGACUCUGCUGCGACCGCAACAGUCGAAGACAACGCCGCCCUCGCAACCGGCACCCCAACCUUCGACGAGAUCGACAUCUCCAAGAAAUCCGGCGACGGCCCCGCAGCGGUCGCCAACGCCAACGUCGUCUGCCCAGCCUCCUUCGGCGCCAAACAACUCGAAGUGAUUCGCCAGGUCGCCGAGAACGCCGAAAAGACCAAAUUUAACCCGGCCAUUGCCGCCAUCACCGGCAAGUCCGCUGCAGACAAGGCCAAGAUCGCUGCCCUGAAGUGCCAGAAAAACCGCAACAAGGCGUUGAAGAACCAGUGCCAGUUGACCGAGGCGUUGUUGAAAAAGGACCAGGCGCAGAUCGAUCUCAACACCAAGCAGGUGAAGAAGAACACUGCGGAUGUUACCGCUGGGUGCCCCAACGUCGACACCUCCCUCUUCAUCUAGAGUGGACGUCGGCUUCCGAGGCCUCUAUACUUCUCUGCAUUUUGUACAUCCUUUCUUGUAGAUAGUUACCAGCAGCAGACAGGCAGAUAGAGGAGCCUUUUGCCUUUUACAUACCACGCACAUAUAUUUGUACAUUUUCUUUACAUUUCUUAGAUGUACACUCAAUUAGAAUCCGAUUCUGUUCUGACACUUGUACUGCACCAAUAAUACUGCACUUAUUGGUGAUAUGUUCCCUUGGUUGA